CGGAAGAGAGUAAGGAAGAGAGAGAGGGAGAGAGAGCAAGAGAGAGAGAGAGAGAGAGAGAGAGAGAGAGAGAGAGAGACAGGGCGUGCAUGUGUGUGAUGUGCAGAAGGAAGGAGCGUUUCUUCAGUUCCAGCUAGCCCCCCGCUGUAUGUGUGAGAGAGCGUGCCUGCGUGUGUGAGCGUGUGAGAGAGAGGGGGCGACAGAAGGCGACCAGAGAGGAAGAGAAGAAGGAGAAAGGAAGGAAGGAGGAGAGUAGACCAACCAAUUCAACAAUGCUGUGCUGUAUGAGAAGGACUAAGCAGGUGGAGAAGAAAGAGGAUGCUGACCAAAAAAUCGAACAAGAUGCAAACAAACCAGAGGACAAAGCUCAUAAAGCCGCUACCAAAAUCCAGGCCAGCUUCCGCGGACACAUAAUCCGGAAAAAACUCAAGGGGGACAAGAAAGACGAGACUUCUGGAGAGGUGAUGGAGAACCACAAAGAGGAAGCCAAGGAGGAUGCAGAAAAAACAGAGAACGAGGCCCCCAAAACAGAGGAACCCACCAGCGAUGGACCUUUGUCUGAAGAGGGCAAGAAGAAGGCCAAGAGCUCUUCGGAAGACAAAAAGCCAGAAGGGGGUUCAGAGGGGGAAGCCAAAAACACAGAGAAGUCCACUUCGGAAGAGAAGCACGCGCCCGCGGAGUCAGAGGGCACCGUGAAGGGUACCAGUGAAAACUCCUCGGGAGGUGACUCCAACCAAGCAAAGGAUGAGUCCAAACAAGCCAAUGUGCCUGCCGCUAGCCCAGUAGCUGCUCCGGCAAAAGAGGAGCCCAAACAGGAGAAGGUGGAGAGCAGUCAAGAUGAGGAAAAGAAAGGAGGUGAUGUAGAAGGAACCAAACCUAGCGAAAGUGCCCAACAAGAAGAGGCUGCAAGCGACGAGACCAAGGCGGACCAAGAAAAUGCCUGAACACAUUGAAAUGUCCCCCGUUAUCUCCUCUUGGACUCCAUUGUUUUGCCCUUAUGAACCACCCUAUCCGUUCUCUCGACCUCCCCUCCCCUUCUCCUCCUCACGUGGGUUCCUCCACCUCACCCCUUUGCCCCCCUUCUAUCUCUCUCUCUCUCUCUGUGUGGCAGAUUCUAUAACAGGCAGGAAAGUUUCAGUCCAACAGUGUGGCUUAAACAUUUUUUUAAGUGUUUUCUUGGUGUUGUUAUGGCGAGUUAUCCAGUAUGGUCCAAUCAAUUCAUUUUGGAAACUCUUGCACUGUAUCCAAGUUUAAUACCGCCUCCCGUGACCUAUCUCUCUGUUACACUGUGUGCAAUGUACUCCUCCCGGUUCCAGAUCUUUCCAGUGAAACGUUAAAAAAAAAGAAAAGGCGUCUUUUAUUUCCGUUUCUGUUUUCCUUUUUUUUUUUUUUUCUCUUUUUUUUUUUGUUCUUCAAUGUGAUGGAAUGAACUUAUCAAAAAACUAAAAACAACAACAAAAAAAAGAAUUAUUAGCCCUCCCUACAGUUUGUUUUCCAAAAAUAAAGCGAUGUGCCAAUUAGCGUAUAUAUAACCGUCCGCCCCCGUGUGUGUUACUUGUCCUUUCUUGAUCUGUUGACUUUUGACGCCACGCGAGAACACUUUUGCUUCCUGCCCGACCUUCCCUUCUGUAUCUUCUGAACUUAGCUCCCUGUGUUGUGAAUGAAGACGUCACUUUAAUGGCAUUGAGAAUGUACGGUUUUUGAUUUGUAGCGCACACGGAGGUAAUAAAUAGUUCUCGGUUCUCA
This is a messenger RNA of Nanorana parkeri, 1746 nucleotides long. RefSeq names its product growth associated protein 43 (gene GAP43). Gene Ontology annotation, biological process: regulation of growth. The transcript is spliced from 3 exons. Bases 273 to 944 code for a protein of 223 amino acids. The record is from RefSeq and is a predicted model, not a curated record. NCBI's taxonomy places the organism in Eukaryota, Metazoa, Chordata, Amphibia, Anura, Dicroglossidae. Gene Ontology annotation, molecular function: protein binding.